Setaria italica (foxtail millet) is the source of this 1621-nucleotide messenger RNA. RefSeq names its product protein STRICTOSIDINE SYNTHASE-LIKE 10. Gene Ontology annotation, biological process: biosynthetic process. The transcript has 3 exons. The coding region runs from base 570 to 1493 and encodes 307 amino acids. NCBI's taxonomy places the organism in Eukaryota, Viridiplantae, Streptophyta, Magnoliopsida, Poales, Poaceae. The record is from RefSeq and is a predicted model, not a curated record. Gene Ontology annotation, molecular function: strictosidine synthase activity.
GGUAUCGUAUACAUGGUAGCUCUUGCGAUGUGCAGUUCAAAGCUAACGGUUGGGCCGUAUAAGUAACGCUGAAACUGGCAUGAUCUCGACAUCCUCUCCGUGGAAACUGAUUGAAAGGUUCUGGGCAUAAAUGACUCGAUUUUGACAUCAUUCCCAGGGGCACAACAACAUACAGUACUCUUUUCUUCUUCUUCUUCUUUUGCCCCUGGCAGUAGGAUGCCAUUCAGUUGGGCAGGUUCAGGGUUUCCCAGACUUGGAGUGAAGGAUCCUAAGCCGAAAAUUGUCAACCAAACCUGAGAAACCAGAUAGCCUCUGAUGCUAUAAGUUUUCAGUAUCUCUCUUUUGCUGAUAAUGAAGUAAUGGUCUAAUUCCAAGCACAGAUAAUGAGCAAGAUAAUACUCCAACCUUUUAUGCCAAUCUCCAUCCAUCAUGGUAGCUCUCUGUUGCGCUCCCAGCAAUGCAAACUCAAAUAUUCAAAGCUAUGAUUAUGGUUGGGGCGUCAAAUUAAUGGUGCAUAAAACACUGAUCGUGCCAUCUUCCCUGCUGAAAAUGACUGAAGAACUCAUCGUAUGACUCCAUCGGACACCAUGUCUUGGACAGAGUACACCAUGCCAAUAUUUUUUCUCUCCGGUCACCCACCUCACUGGUUGGACAGUUGCAGAGGCUCUCAGGACCCGGGCCGGGAGCACGAGUGUGGGCGCCCACUGGGCCUCAAGUUCAACAACGAGACGGGGGAGCUGUACGUCGCGGACGCGUACCAUGGGCUGAGAGUGGUCGGGCCGGAUGAUCACGUGUCCAGGCCGCUGGUGCCGGAGUGGCAAGGGAGCCGCCCGUUCAGCUUCGCCAACGGCAUCGAGAUCGACUACGAAACCGGAGCCAUCUACUUCACCGAGACCAGUACAAGGUUUCAGAGAAGGGAGUUUUUGAACAUUGUUAUAUCGGGUGACAAUACUGGUAGAUUGUUAAAAUAUGACCCAAAGAGCAAUCAAGUGGAAGUCUUGGUUGAUGGUUUAUCUUUCGCCAAUGGCUUGGCAAUGAGCAAAGAUGGCACAUACUUGCUCCUAGUAGAAACCACAACCGGCAAGAUUCUAAGGUACUGGAUCAAGACACAAAAAGCUUCGAUCCUAGAAGAAGUUGUGCAGCUACCUUGGUUUCCGGAUAACAUCAAGAUGAGCCCCAGAGGAGGGUUCUGGGUUGGUCUCCAUGCCAAGAGAGGGAAGAUCGCCGAGUGGUCGAUUUCUUACCCUUGGGUAAGGAGAUUGAUACUGAAGUUGCCGAUGCGCCAUGUCCAGCGUGCCUCCUGGCUCUUGAAUCAGCUUGGCCGUCAGGUUAUAGCGCUGAGGUUGAGCGAGGAUGGGAAAACAAUAGAGGCGGUUAGUGUUCACGGUGCUAUUCAAAAGGUUUUCAAGUCAGUCAGCGAGGUGGAAGAAAGGAAUGGAAGCUUAUGGAUUGGCUCUGUCAUGUCACCUUUUCUUGGAGUAUAUAGAUUGUAGAAGCAUUUGGAUUGUAUGAUUGAAUAUGCAACGUGUAUAUGCGUAUAUGGUAGUCGUUUAAUAGAAUAACAUUAUACACGUGUAUAUGCAUAUUUUUCCCACCAUAUAAUCAAAUUUAUUUGCAAUUA